Nelumbo nucifera (sacred lotus) is the source of this 3033-nucleotide messenger RNA. RefSeq names its product ADP-ribosylation factor GTPase-activating protein AGD4-like. NCBI's taxonomy places the organism in Eukaryota, Viridiplantae, Streptophyta, Magnoliopsida, Proteales, Nelumbonaceae. The record is from RefSeq and is a predicted model, not a curated record. Gene Ontology annotation, molecular function: protein binding; GTPase activator activity. Gene Ontology annotation, cellular component: cytoplasm.
AUUCGGACAGAGAGGACAGACCUAUUAUCAAAUGUUGGAACUUGGAUCCAUGACCUAUUCUCUCGAUCCGAACUCAACCACCCCCAGAGAGAGACAGAGAGAUCUCUUCCCGCGACGUUUGCGUUUCAGUUUCUGCAGCGAAUAAUGGCGGCCUUCAUCAAGCUAGACGAUUCGCCAAUGUUCCGGAAGCAGAUGCGCUCUCUCGAGCAUAUUGCAAAUGAGUUAAAAGAUCGCUGCCAAAUACUAUACAACGGGUGUAAGAAAUUUGUGGCAGCACUUGGAGAGGCAUAUAAUGGAGAUAUUGCUUUUGCAGAAUCUCUGGAAGCAUUUGGGGGUGGAAAUGAUGAUCUAUUUAGUAUAUCAGUAGGAGGGCCCAUCAUAUCCAAAUUCAUUAGUGCAUUUCAGGAGAUGGCUGCAUAUAAGGAUCUUCUUCACUCCCAGGUAGAGCAUAUGUUAAGUGACCAUUUGACGGAGUUUAUGAAAGUUGAUUUAGAAGGUGCAAAGGAGUGUCGUCGACGCUUUGACAAAGCUACACAUGCUUAUGAUCAGGCACGUGAAAAGUUCACUUCAUUGAAGAAAGGCACACGAUUAGAUAUUGUUGCUGAACUAGAAGAGGAUUUACAAAACUCGAAGUCAUCAUUUGAGAGAUGCCGCUUCAAUCUAGUAAAUGCCCUCACAAAUGUUGAAGCCAAAAAGAAGUACUUGUUCCUGGAAUCCUUAAGUGCAAUUAUGGAUGCCCAUCUAAGAUAUUUUAAGCUGGGAUAUGGCCUAUUGAGCCAGAUGGAGCCUUUUAUUCACCAGAUCUUGACAUAUACACAACAGUCAAAAGAAAUGACCAGUGUUGAACAAGACAAGCUUGCUAAAAGGAUUCAGGAAUACAGGACACAAAUGGAACUGGACAAUUUACGUGCUUCAAGUAAUGUUGAAGCCUCAACAAGUGGCGAUGGUAUUCAUGUUGUCGGUAUGAGUUCGUACAAGGAAAUAGAAGCUCUGAUGCAGUCUACUGCAAAUGGGGAGGUACAAACAAUUAAGCAAGGGUAUCUCCUUAAACGUGCUACCGUGAGGGGAGAUUGGAAGAGGAAAUUCUUUGUACUUGAUAGCCAUGGGGCUUUGUACUACUAUAGAAAUAAUGCAGCAAAACCUGCGGGUUCUCAAUCACAUCAAUCAACUGGAAUAUCAGACCAUGGUAGUAGUGUGUUUAGUAGAUUUAGAGCAAGGCACAAUAAGACAGCCCCACUGGGCGAAGAAAACCUUGGCUGUCGUACUAUUGAUCUUCGCACUUCAACAAUAAAGAUUGAUGCAGAACAUACAGAUCUGCGCCUUUGUUUCAGAAUUAUUUCUCCAUCAAAAACAUACACAUUGCAGACUGAAAAUGAAGCAGAUAGGAAGGAUUGGGUUGAUAAGAUCACAGGAGUUAUCGCAGCCCUACUAAAUUCUCCUUUCAUAGAGGAGCAGGUUCCUCUGGCACAAAAGGAUCUAGAACGCAAGAGUGCUGUUAGUGCUGGUUAUGAUUCUCUAAUACUGGAUAGCCAUGUUGGCUCAGAGGAUGACAUGAAAGUAAAAAAAUUAGAUGCAGUUUCCAGGGUUCUCAGAGAAAUUUCAGGCAAUGAUCUUUGUGCAGAAUGCUGUUCUCCUGAACCUGAGUGGGCAUCACUGAAUCUUGGUAUUCUGCUUUGUAUUGAAUGCUCUGGUGUUCAUCGGAAUCUUGGAGUUCACAUUUCAAAGGUUAGAUCUAUAACAUUAGAUGUCAAGGUUUGGGAGCCCGUUGUCUUGGAUUUGUUUCGUGCUUUGGGUAAUGCUUACUGUAACUCGGUGUGGGAGGAAUUGCUUCAUGUUCCAAAUGGAAGCAGCUGUGAAUCAAAUGACUACAUCACUUCAAUUACAAAACCUGGCCCCAAAGAUGCUCUCUUGGAGAAAGAAAAAUAUAUCCAGUCAAAGUACGUGGACAAAGUGCUAGUCGUCAAAGAAGCCACUGAGCCUGGAAAUCCUCCAAUAGCAACCCGCAUUUGGGAAGCAGUUAAGACUAAUAAUUUACAAUCAGUAUAUCGUAUGAUUGUUGUCUCUGAUGUGAAUAUCAAUACAAUCUAUGAUGAGGUGGAUGGUGCUGAUCUUUGUCACCUCAUUAGUAAAGCAGAAUCACAGAAUGAUUGUGAAUCUCUAGAGGAGAUGAGUCGUGAUCCAGCUGUAUGUCAAAGAAUUAAAGAUUCACAUGGACCAGAAAACUGUCUACAGGGCUGUUCACUAUUGCAUUUGGCUUGUCAUGUUGGGAAUCCUGUUAUGCUUGAGUUGUUACUUCAGUUUGGUGCUGACAUAAAUUUGCGGGACUUCCAUGGGAGAACUCCUUUGCACCAUUGCAUUUCUAAAGGAUACAAUUCAAUUGCAAAAUAUAUACUCAGAAGGGGGGCACGGCCAUCAAUUGAAGAUGGUGGUGGACAAAGUGCAUUGGAAAGAGCAAUGGAAAUAGGAGCAAUAACUGAUGAGGAGCUCUUUAUUUUGCUCACUGGUAACGAGUGAAAUGGUCCUAUUCUACCAAAUGUAUGCCCCUGACAAUUUGCCAUGCCCUUUUCUGUUGUACCUUCAAAUCCUUUUUUAUUUGAAUAAUGAUCGACUAAGCUACUUUUUUGUUUUCAACGGGCCCAACGAACCUUGUGUUCUUCCAGUCAUCCAAAAGCUUGACUAGCAAGAUACAGAUUUGUGGCUUAAAGCAGCCCAUCAAUGCCCCUUGUCAAUCGCCUUUAAUUAUUAAUUGCCAUCUGGAAAUUCAAACACAUGAAGCGAGGGACCAGAUGAUAGACUUUUCAUCGACGUUGCUUUUUGAUGUUCUAUUGUUUUCAUUUGUUCAAUAGAUUAGCAUUAUAUCAUACCAUAUUACAAAUCUUGUUACCUUAAAGAUUGUCCUUCUGUAUGGAUAUAAAUAUCAAGCUAGAUUUGGUAUCUGUACAUCAGAAUGUAUGAUCAGUUGAUGUACAUCAUCAAGCAAUCAAUGUUGGAAGAUUCUGGUAAAGCACCCAAUGGACUUGUUUAACAUACUUC